Nerophis lumbriciformis (worm pipefish) is the source of this 516-nucleotide messenger RNA. The record is from RefSeq and is a predicted model, not a curated record. NCBI's taxonomy places the organism in Eukaryota, Metazoa, Chordata, Actinopteri, Syngnathiformes, Syngnathidae.
AUGUCAGAAAAAAAGAUGUCUUCCAGCCGCCGGCAUCACUUGAAGAGUUUGAUCCUUUCGAUCGCCUUCAACUGGAUCCAGCAGGAGAAGAAAGAUCUGGUGGUGGCCAAGGAGAACUACUUGGCCGAGGCGUGCCCCAAGCCCAACCUCAGCGGCGACCAAGCAACACUCAUGGACACGUGCAGGAAGAUUAACGCUCUCAUCGACAAAGUGGACGAGGAACGGUAUGACUUGUCAGUCAAAGUCGGAAAAGCUGACAAAGAGAUCGAAGACCUGAAGAUCAAAGUGAUCGACUUGGCGGGCGUGAAGAAGCCAGCCCUGAAGAAGGUGCGCAUGUCGGCCGACGCUAUGCUGAAGGCGCUGCUUGGCUCCAAGCACACAGUCAAUAUGGAGCUCAGGGCCAACCUGAAACCCGUCAACAAGGAAGUCAAGGAGGAGCCAGCAGAGGCAGUGGGCGACUGGCGUAAGAACAUUGAGGACAAAGCAGACAGGAAGAAGAUGUUUGAGUCAUCUUAA